CAACCGCAACCAAGCCCCGAAAAAAUUCCUAAGCGAAUUUCUUGAGUAGCGACAUCCAUCGAGAGAAAUCAACCAACUCCCAUCACCAAAAUAACUUUCUCUCGCGAAACCACAACACCGAUAAGAUGGGUCACGCCGCAGGUCUUCGCGCUGGCACUCGAUAUGCCUUCUCUCGGAACUUCCGACAGAAGGGUAUGAUCCGCCUGUCUACAUACCUACACCAGUACAAGGUUGGCGACAUCGUUGACAUCAAGGCAAAUGGUGCUGUUCAGAAGGGUAUGCCUCACAAGGUCUACCACGGCAAGACCGGUGUCGUCUACAACGUUACCAAGUCGGCAGUCGGCGUCAUCAUCUACAAGAAGGUGAAGCACCGGUACAUCGAGAAGCGAGUCAACAUUCGCAUCGAGCACAUCAGCCGAUCCCGAUCAAGAGAGGACUUCCUCAAGCGCGUCAAGCAAAACGCCGAGCUCAAGAAGAAGGCCAAGGCCGAGGGAACCACUCUUACCGUUAAGCGACUGGCUACCCUCCCCCGUGAGGCGCACACCGUGUCCAUGAAGGACAACCAACCCGAGACAGUUGUCCCUAUCGCGUACGAGACGACCAUCUAAGGAAGGGGAAAGGUGAUGGAUGGAUGCGGCGGUCGCGUGGUGUUUCUGGGUUCUUCUGCCGGUUGCUCUUUUCUCAUUGCAUUAGGGGUUUUUCGCGUGGCCAGGAAUCUCAAUCUUCUGUGCAUGGCAAGGCAUGGAGGGACAUAGGCACAGCCUGGAGGAAUGACAAAAAUAUACCAAUGCUAACAAUGCUGCUCUGAUACGUGACAGGUCUUAAUAUCGUAUAGCGCGAAAAACAUAUCUUGAUCCUAGGUAACCAGUAAAGAGUUCCGGAUAUUCGAGGCUAUAGUCGUCUACAUCCCCUCAUGUCAAUAUUCGAGUGGAACUGGGCUCUCCCUAGAGAGACAUCGAAAUUGCUACAGCUCCAUUAGCCACUAAUCCACAUAAUGGACGGACGGACGAGUCUACUAUUCUACUAUUAAUAAGUAGAAAUUACAUACUGGG
Messenger RNA from Annulohypoxylon truncatum, 1052 nucleotides. RefSeq names its product ribosomal protein L21e-domain-containing protein. Gene Ontology annotation, biological process: translation. The transcript is spliced from 4 exons. Gene Ontology annotation, molecular function: structural constituent of ribosome. Lineage: Eukaryota; Fungi; Ascomycota; Sordariomycetes; Xylariales; Hypoxylaceae. Gene Ontology annotation, cellular component: ribosome; cytosolic large ribosomal subunit. Bases 126 to 608 code for a protein of 160 amino acids. The record is from RefSeq and is a predicted model, not a curated record.